CGUCCCAGCUGUGUUAGUACUAUGUAAUUCUGUCCUCCAGAACUUCAGAGCGUUCAGUAAGAGACAUGAGUGAGCAGCAGAGACAAACAAACAGCGAGAGCUGGACUGUAGACGGUCAGCUAAAGGCUCAAAGGAGUAAACACAGGACAUAGCAAAGAGACUGUCAGUAAACAAGGCCAUGCAGCAACGCAACAGGUCUUACUUAAGCUAAAAACAUGGACCUUAAUGAGUGUGAAGAAAUGAUUGAUAAUUCCGUAGACAUGGACAGGAUGAAUCGCAAUGUUCCAGAACAAGGCCGUCAGACACAUCAGGUCCUACAGAGCACGCCAUUGGACCUGAUUGAAACAGGCAAGACUCUAAAAGUCCAGGCAGAACGGCCUCAUCUUGUCAGUUUGGGAAGUGGACGUCUGAGUACGGCAAUAACCCUGCUGCCCCUGCCAGAAGGAAAGACUACACUUGGUCAUGGGAACACAGAUAUUAAUAUUCAGGGUCCUGGUGUGAUGUCUCAACAUUGCUACAUUGAGAAUGUGGGGGCAGUCAUCACUCUAUACCCCUGUGGAAACCAGUGCUCAAUGGACGGCUUAGCAGUUACCAAGCCAGUCAGACUCGCACAAGGGUGUAUGCUGUGUUUUGGCCAGUCAUCCUUUUUCCGCUUUAACCACCCAGAGGAGGCCCUCAGGAUGAAGAGUCUGAUGCCAGGUGGAAGUCCUGGAUUCACCAAUACCUACAAGAACCACUCGGAAACUCAUGGGCAGCUCAAUGGCAACCACCUUCCUCUACAUGAGCGGUCUCGUCCUGGAGCCGGCACUCUUGUGCGCUCUAUUGAGAAGGACUUUCAAGACAUUAUGAAUUCUCUAUCUAUGGACGAUGGCCAGGCUGAGCACUGUAAAAAAGCCCGUCACCCCAUUCCACAGUCUGCCAUGCUCAACGGGAGCAGCCGCAGUCUUGUCUCCACUCCAACUAGUCCUGGUGCUUUGUCUGUAAGCUCCAGCUACGAAAAUACCAGUCCUCCUUAUUCCCCCCUGUCUACUCCUUCCAUGGUUAGCAGUCCAGGGGCUUGUUUGGACUCUGCCAACACCCGCUCAAACAGCUACACCCAUACCGUUCAGGCCCCAGUGCCACAACCACGCAAUUUUACUUCCAAGAACUGCAGUUCCAAUGGGGGUCUGAAAGAUCAAGAAAGUGCCAGGAUUCAAAAAGCCUUGACUGAAACCCCUUCAAGUCCUGGUGCAAACCGUAGAGGUGACAAUACACAUGGUUCUACCUCUGGGUCUAGUCUGGUACCUGGAGACUUAGGCAGACAGGUAAACACCAGAUUCACCUCCUCAUCUUCAGCAUCUUCAAGCCCCAGAUCCAGCAUAGGCUCAUCAGUCCAAGAAUCUUCUUCCAGUAUUCAGUCCCUUUCACGUGCACUCCUUCCUCCAGACAGUCCCCAAUCAUCCCGCCGUAGUGUGGAAACAUCUAGCAUCCGUGAACUUCCUCCCCUCAGCCCAUCCACAUCACGCAGAGGUAUCCUUGGGGUGCCUGUUCUACCUGUGGCUCUACCAAGUGUGUCUUUGUCCUCUCGUGGCCGGACUGUACCAGAUAGUCCUCGUCUACAACGACGAACCACAGCUGAGGAGGAAGUUGGAAAUACGAGAUUGCACACCAGGAGUCCGUCUCCUGUAUCAACUCUUUUGAAGGACCAGUCUGGCAGUAAACAGAAAGGGGGACUCUCCUCAGCUGUCGGCUCUCAGACAGGGGUGUCUCCUCUCACCAGUCCUCGUAACCAGAGGAAGGCCUCAAGGGAGGCUCGGCAGGUCCCGCCGCGGACACGGGAGCGCAAGAACAGCAUUUCAGAGGUCAGCGACAAAGAGGAAGAUCUGCUUGAGUACCAUCGGUGGCAGAGGGAGGAGAGGAUGCGUGAGCAGGAGAUGGAGAGGCUGGAGAGGCAGAGGCUGGAGACCAUUCUGAAUUUGUGUGCGGAGUAUAAUAAGAGCGAUCCUCCGGUUGGUGUGGACGCAGGGAGGGUGUGCCUGUUCCCGGGGAUGGAGGAGGUCUCUGUUCGGCGACCGGGCCCUGACCCUGUGAGCGUGCCGGGCCAGAGCUCUCACAGACAGAGAGAAAGCGAGGAGGACAACCUCAAAGAGGAGUGUAGCAGCACUGAGAGCCAGCACCAGGAGCAUGAAGAUACUUCAGUGCUGGGCCAGCAGGAGCGUGUGUAUCUGGAGGAAGAGCGGCUCAGGAUUCUGGCACGAGUGGAUGAACUGAAGACCCGUGUCACUGACCUGGAACAGCAGAUACAGGAGUCCAGGCAAGAGGCGGAGAUGGAGAGGGCAUUGCUGCAGGGGGAGCGCAGGGCGGAGCUUGAUCAAGUGGAGGCAGAGCUGGAGAUCAUCAAUCAACUUCAGCUGAAACUGAAUGAAGUGGAAAAUGCGACUCAGAGGGAGAAGGAGAAGGAGAGAGCUAAAGUCUCAGCUGAGCGGGAUGUCCUGGCCAGACUGAAGGACUCGUACAGUGAGCUGAAAGGCCAGCUUCAUAAAUGCCCCGAAUCACUGAGGGAGCACUUACAGGAACAACUGACCAGGAAGGUGGAGGCACUGGAGUCGGCCACUAAGCGCUUUGAGGAUUUGGAGUUUCGCCAGUUGGAGCGGGAGAGUGGCAUUGAGGAGGAGAAGGAGACGGUUGGCAGGCAGCUGUUGCAGGAGAAGGCAGAGUAUCACCGGAAUGUGGCCAAAAGGAAGGAGAAAAUGGCAGCUUUGGAGAUCCAGGCUAACCAACUUGGACUUCAGGCAGCUCAGGAUUGUGAAAGAAUGGCCAAAGAUAGAACCCUGGCCCUGCAGAUGCUCCACAAGGAAAAGGAGAGACUGUCUUCCCUGGAGAAGAGAUACCAGAGCUUGACCGGUGGAAAGAAUUUCUCCAAGCCGACCAGCACAAAAGAGGAAGUGCUUUACAUCAGCGAACCCGACUUUUUAGAUGAGCUCCCUACCCAGAAUUCUCUGCUCCCCUCAUCCAGUACUCAAAGAUCCACCCCUCAGAUAUGUUCUAACAGGCCACAAGAGGAGUACCUCAAACUCUCUGAUGUAUAUAAGAUGUAUGGGAAUGGAUGUGUCCCCGCCCAGACUGCCUCUCCUAACUCGCUCUGUCUACCGCUGGCUGUAACAUCAGACACACCUCGUGAGGAGUAUGUGACGGUCAGUCAGUUAAACCAGCUGUUCGGGAUGCCUAAAGUUGACCCCUACCCCACUUCUUCCGUCCAAUCAUUCCAAGCUAUUGACCCCGCCCACUCCAGCCACACAUCCCAGUGUGGCUCCUCCCAGUCACUUCUUGUUGAGACCCAGCCUGCAUGGAGUAGACCUUCAAUCCCUAGGCUAGAUUCAGAGCGUUGGUACCAGGAGAUCAUGGCGGCUGGGCAGCCCAGUCACAGCUGUCCUCCCCCUCUGCCCGCUAAGUGUCUCUCCUCACGUAAACCAAUGCAGAUGUGUAAGCAGGAUGGAGAGACCAAUGGCACCUUAUCAGGCAGAAACACACCAACCAAAAGUCUCCCAGAUCUGUCUCCUGCUUAUUUGGACAUAGACUCCAAGAGACAGCUGGAUCUACAGAGCAGAGGGCUCUACACAUGUGAUGAUUCCAGAAUCAGGCCUAUGGAUCAUAAACUGAGCCACUGGGGGGCACCACCUUCAGGAGCACCCAUGGUCCACCACUCCAUUCUGCACCACCAGGCACCCCCAGCUGGAGAGUCCACAUAUGACACCCUGAGUCUGGAGAGCUCCGACAGCGUGGAGACCAGCGUAUCAACUGGAAACAACUCCGCUUGUUCUCCCGAAAGCAGCAACGGGCUGGCAGGACUGAGACUGGAGGAGAUGGAGAAGAUGCUGAAGGAGGCCCAGCAGGAGAAAGCCAGACUGGUGGAGAGUCGAGAGAGGGAAGUCCAGGCAAGAAAGCAGAUGCUGGAGGCUGAGAGACGGAGGAGAGAGGAGGUGGAGAGGAGGCUGCUGGAUGAAACCGCUCACAGACAGAGGCUCGUGGAGGAAGAGGUCAAGAUGAGGGAGAAACAGUGUUCUCAGGCUCGGCCAAUGACACGGUACCUGCCGAUCCGAAAAGAGGAGUUUGACCUGCGAUCACAUGUUGAGUCAUCAGGCCACAGCGUGGACACGUGUGCUUAUGUCAUUGUUACAGAGAAGAUGUGUAAGGGUCACCUCGUCAAGAUGGGAGGCAAGAUCAAAUCCUGGAAAAAACGCUGGUUUGUCUUCGAUCGACUUAAAAGGACCUUCUCUUAUUAUGUUGAUAAACACGAGACCAAACUGAAGGGUGUCAUCUACUUCCAGGCCAUAGAAGAGGUGUAUUACGAUCACCUGCGCAGCGCCACGAAGAGUCCGAAUCCUUCGCUGACCUUCUGCGUGAAGACUCAUGAUCGACUUUAUUUCAUGGUGGCUCCGUCUCCAGAGGCCAUGCGCAUCUGGAUGGACGUCAUAGUAACAGGUGCUGAAGGCUACACACAGUUUAUGACCUGAAGGAGCCAUCAGCUAUGAGAGACAUAUACAAAUUGCCAAAAAAAGCCAGCACUGAUAGAUUUCUGUCAUCGUGACUAGAGAAGAACUGAACUCAGGCUGGUUGGAUGACUGGUUAUUGUUCCAAUGAUGGUCAGAUUUUACAAAAAAAGGUAUUAUAUAAAUAUAUAUAAAGAGAGGGAGAGAGUUUCUCUGUAUUGUAACACAGAGGUGGUUACAGAACUUGCAGUAUUUUAUGGCAUUUGAAAUCAUACGCCCAGUACUUUUUUAGUAUCUCUAUAGUUUAUGGUGCCAAGUCUUCAAGUGUAUAUACAUCAUUUUAUCAACAACACACACAUUUAAUUUUAGUCCUAAAUUUAGGGAUAGUUCACCCAAAAUGAAAGUUCUCUCUUUGUUUGUCCUUUGAAGAAUGUGAGAAAUCAGUCGCUCUUGACUUUUAAUGUACUUUUUUCCCUGCUGUGGAGGUCAACAGCCAUGUUUCCAUCCACCCAUUUUUAUGUGUAUUUUGGAAAUCCGCAUAAAAAUGGUUGAUGAAAACAGCAAGAUGCGCAUACAUUUUGCGCAUAAAAAAGUAUGCGCAUAACUGAGUAGGUUAAAUGUUUUGCUUGAUAGGAAAAGAUGCGCGUAAACUGCAAAGGAAACACUUCUACCGAAUAAAUUCCAGUUUGCGCAUUAAAAAAAGUCAUGUGAUUUUGUUGUAAGAGAUCAUGUGAUGAUAAAAAUGUUUGUGAAUGAACAAAACAGUCGGCUGAGCACACUGUAAAAUAUCUGAAAUGUUAUUUUGGUC
Molecule: messenger RNA, 5277 nt
Organism: Danio rerio (zebrafish)
Lineage: Eukaryota; Metazoa; Chordata; Actinopteri; Cypriniformes; Danionidae
Source: RefSeq, a predicted model, not a curated record